Candidula unifasciata is the source of this 1749-nucleotide messenger RNA. Lineage: Eukaryota; Metazoa; Mollusca; Gastropoda; Stylommatophora; Geomitridae. The record is from the annotation of a GenBank genome assembly.
UUGCAGACACAAGCAGCAGUCAAGUAUGACUUCAACAUGCACGCCAGCUACCGUCUACAGGUGCUUCAGACAGAGAUGAGCAGACUGGCUAGAAAUGCUGCUUGUGCAAGUGUCAUGGCUGAUCCGGUAUCCUUUUGGCGCAGUCAGCGCUCUAACUCUACAAAUUUCACAGCUGCUACAGAUCUAAAACGCCUUCAGGUAGCCGAAAGAUGUGAAACAAUUCCUAUAGCUGGUUUCCUGAAAACGCCGCCUAUGCCAUUUUUGUACAGUUUUGAAAAACCCUACUUGGAGGACCCGCCUGUUACAGACAUUUUGAAAGUGUCCAAUGAAAGCACAUCCAGUGUAGUUCUUGUCAACAGCAGUUCCAGUUUUUUCAUAGGAGAGACCGUGGCGUUGUUGAUAACAGUGAGAGAUAGAGAAGGAAAUCCUAAAACCAAGGGCGGGGACGAUGUUCGGGCGUGGUUUACUGAUGUCUCAUCCUCCAACUCCACGCUUCCGGCCAAGAUCACAGACUACGGCAAUGGGACAUACUUAGCUAGAGCUGUGUUAGCUUUUGUUGGGACUUUUAGGGCUUGUGCAAUACUGGCCUACAGCAGAGAAUAUUUACAGACAGUGCUUACAAACCAUCUUAUGGUCAAAUCUACUCUCAUCUUCCUUGGAGUAUUCAGCAACUCGCUAGCAAACGAAACAAGCGUCUGUUGCCACGUGCCCGUUAUCCCAGGAGUGAACCAGUCCGAGAUCUGUAAUCUGACUGAGGUCAACGGCACCCCUUGGUUCUGCGGCCACCCGGUCAAACCUUGGCUGAAGUGCACUGAUUAUAUUCGAACGCGAAAGCUGAAGACCCCAUUGACUAUGCCAAUGAAUAACGCUGAGAAAUUGCUGUUUUCAAUGGACAUCAAAAAGUUCACCAUUCCUGCAGCUUCAGACAUAACGUUAAAUGUAUCAGUUGGAAAAGACAACAAAAGGUUGACAAGGCUGACCUCAUCUACCAACUGCUCCGCCAUCUCCCCUAGACAGACCUGGGAACAACCAGAACCCACUGGUUACAUGUACAAGGGUUUGUGGCAUCCAUAUUUCUGCCGUCGCCCAGAAAGUUUCACCAAAAGCUGCCUUCGGAACGUUCAUAUACUUUUUCUGGGAGAUUCUAACGGCAGACAACUUUAUGAAGAUAUAUCACCACGAAGUUCGUGUCAAGAACAAAUCAAAAAGGGAUAUAAAGCUUGGCAUAAACCACUGAAGUGCAUCAGCAAGGACCUCAACUUUACUUUAGAAUGGAUACCACAUUCAAAUCCUUUCAGGGCAACAGAUACAGGCUGGGCUGAACUUGAGUGGAUAAAAGCUUCCAAUAAAGUUAUAGAUGAGAUCCCAAACACUGGGAGAUGCCUAGUUCACAUCCAUCACUACCUCCACACAGCCUGCACUCAUCUCAGCGCUUAUAUUCAUAUGAUGACCGCCAUCAAGGAAUCUCUCGUGAGGCUGUUGAAAAGAAAUCCAAGCGUCGUUGUCGUUAUACAAGGACCUCAUGUUAUUUGGCAGUCGGGAUCCAGGGCAGCGUGUACUAAAUUGGACUCUCAAAGACUUUUUUAUACCACGGUACUUUUAGAGUUGUUUAAAGAUAUGAGAGAUCAAGUUUUUUACCUGCAGACUUCAGACAUGACCAUAGCGUCACAUAAUAACGACAAUCAUCCGCCUCUGAAGUGGCAGAUCUCAAAUAUGCUGACAGGAUUUAUAUGCGGUAGACAAUGGUGA